CAAAGCAAACCCAAAGAAGCCAUCAAUCCAAGCAACCAGCCGGCGGCGAAGCAGCCAAGGACUGAAGGACCAGCGAAGAGAAAGAGAGGGGCGGGCGGGAGCUGACGAUGGGGCAGUGCGGGUGCUUCGGGGCGGCGCAGGCGGCCAAGGAGCAGCGGGCGGAGGCCGACCGCCUCGAGGCGCAGGACGCCCGCGCCAGGGCCGCCGAGGCCGCCCAGAAGAGACAGCAGGAAUACGAGAAGUCAGCUGCUGGAAGAGCUGCACGAGCACAGAUAAAGGCUAUGAAGGAGUCUAAGACAUCAAACCAAGGAAACCAAGGGGAGCCAGUUCUGAAGUGGCAGAUGGGAUAAAAUCUUCACGUGUCGAUUUGCAUCCCCCAGAAUGUUAUUGAUGGUGAACAAAGGCUUUUUACCUUCUGAUUAUGAGAUGCAGUUUGGUCAGCUAACUCAUUUGUGAUGUUUGCUAGUGAAGUGUACAUCCUUUUAGUCAUCCUCUACGUACAUUCUUUUCAGAGAUUGCUAUGUACUGCACUACUGCCCAGUU
Lolium perenne is the source of this 543-nucleotide messenger RNA. RefSeq lists its product as uncharacterized. The record is from RefSeq and is a predicted model, not a curated record. Lineage: Eukaryota; Viridiplantae; Streptophyta; Magnoliopsida; Poales; Poaceae.